This is a messenger RNA of Candida tropicalis MYA-3404, 2352 nucleotides long. Its product is annotated as cleavage polyadenylation factor subunit. Gene Ontology annotation, cellular component: mRNA cleavage and polyadenylation specificity factor complex. The transcript has a single exon. Bases 1 to 2352 code for a protein of 783 amino acids. The record is from RefSeq and is a predicted model, not a curated record. Gene Ontology annotation, molecular function: RNA endonuclease activity; RNA binding; 5'-3' exonuclease activity. Gene Ontology annotation, biological process: mRNA 3'-end processing by stem-loop binding and cleavage. Lineage: Eukaryota; Fungi; Ascomycota; Pichiomycetes; Serinales; Debaryomycetaceae.
AUGACUGUUGAGAGUGAAUUUUCUGAUGAAGAUAGUUUCAAGUUUUUUGGUUUGGGAGGAUGUAAUGAAGUAGGAAGAUCAUGUCAUAUAAUUGAAUACAAAAACAAAGUAAUUAUGUUGGAUUGUGGGAUGCAUCCAGCACUCAGUGGACAUGCAUCAUUCCCUUACUUUGAUGAAUAUGAUAUAUCAAAAGUGGAUAUUUUAUUAAUAAGUCAUUUUCACGUUGACCAUUCAGCAUCAUUGCCGUAUAUUAUGCAACAAUCUAAUUUUAGAGGAAAAGUUUUCAUGACCCAUGCAACAAAGGCGAUCUAUAGAUGGUUAAUGCAAGAUUUUGUUCGUGUGACAUCGAUUGGCAGUUCAAGGGCUGAAGCAGGAGGAAAAGAUGAAGGUAGUAACUUGUAUACUGACGAUGAUAUUAUGAAAUCAUUUGAUAGAAUAGAAACCAUCGAUUAUCACUCAACAAUGGAAAUUGAUGGAAUAAGAUUCACUGCAUAUCAUGCUGGACAUGUUUUAGGGGCAUGUAUGUAUUUCAUUGAAAUAGGUGGAUUAAAGGUGUUAUUUACUGGUGAUUAUUCAAGAGAAGAAAAUAGACAUUUACAUGCAGCUGAAGUGCCACCAUUGAAACCUGAUAUUUUAAUUAGCGAGUCUACUUUUGGGACAGGUACUCUUGAACCUAGAGUUGAGCUUGAAAGGAAAUUAACUACACAUAUCCAUGCAACGGUGACAAAAGGUGGUAGAGUGCUAUUACCUGUUUUUGCACUUGGGAAUGCCCAGGAAUUAUUGUUGAUUCUAGAUGAAUACUGGAGUCAGAAUGAAGAUUUGCAAAAUGUGAAUGUUUUUUAUGCCUCUAAUUUGGCCAAAAAGUGUAUGGCAGUUUAUGAAACUUACACGGGUAUUAUGAAUGACAAAAUUCGACUUUCAUCAUCUUCAGGUGAGAAAUCUAAUCCUUUUGAUUUGAAGUUUAUCAAAUCAAUCAAGGAUUUGUCGAAAUUUCAAGAUAUGGGCCCAUCUGUGGUUGUGGCAACUCCGGGUAUGUUACAAGCUGGUGUUUCAAGACAAUUAUUAGAAAAGUGGGCUCCUGAUAAUAAAAACUUGGUGAUUUUGACUGGUUAUUCCGUCGAAGGUACUAUGGCAAAAGAAUUAUUGAAAGAGCCAACCAUGAUUCAAUCAGCAACAAAUCCCGACUUAACAAUUCCAAGAAGAAUUGGGAUUGAAGAAAUUUCAUUUGCAGCACAUGUUGAUUUCCAGCAGAAUUCAGAGUUUAUAGAUAAAGUAUCACCAUCCAAGAUUAUUUUGGUACACGGUGACUCUGUGCCUAUGGGUAGAUUGAAAUCUGCAUUGUUGAGUAAAUAUUCUGCUCGUAAAGGAACGGAUCAAGAAGUGAAAGUAUAUAAUCCAAAGAACUGUGAAGAAUUGAAGAUAGGUUUCAAGGGUUUGAAAGUUGCUAAGGUAUUGGGAUCGUUAGCUGAAGAACAAAUACAAAUUUUAAAAAAAGUUAUCCAAGAUAAAGUAGAAGAUGAAAAUAAUAAAAUUGUUGAGCUUGAUGAAGACGGAGAUGAUAUGGAAGUUGAUUCCAAUAAAAAAGAAGAGGAUAUUGUUAAUUCUUCUACUGCUGCUGCUGCAGUUGAUGUUUUGAGAACUGGACAAGCAGUUAGCGGGGUGUUAGUUUCAAAAGACUUUGAUUUGAACCUUGUUCAGUUGCAAGACUUGCAUGAAUUUACCCAAUUGUCGACUUCUAUCGUGAAGUCAAAGAUAAAUUUGAAGGUCAAUGCAGAUAUUCCAUUGAUGGUUUGGCACUUGGAGCAAAUGUUUGGCUACAUAAAUAUAGUACAAGAAUCGGACAGUGAAUGGGAAUGUGUGAUAAUGGAUGUCGUUGAUAUUUUUGUUGACAAAACAAAAAGACCAGGUUUGUAUAUAACCGUUGAAUGGAUUAAUGAUAACCUCAUGACUGACUCCUUGGCUGAUAGUGUCAUUGCCAUCUUAUACUCGAUUGAUUCCUCACCUGCGUCAGUCAAAUUAUCCAGUCAUAGUCAUAGCCACAGUCAUGACACUGAAACAAAAUUAAAGCUCGAACCAGGGGUCAAACAACCAGCUGAAGCCCAUGCAAUUAGUGAUAUAACAAAUAGAUUGAAAAGAAUAGAGUUGUUAUUAAAAGCUCAAUUUGGUGAAGCUUUUAAACAAUUGCCGGAAGACAAAGCUACUGUAACCAUUGGUAAAACAAUUGCUAAUGUUGACUACAGAACAUUGAAGGUAGAAUGCUCUUCAAGAGUGUUGAAAGACCGUGUUGAGAAUAUUCUCAAACGUGGAAGUCUAUUAACAGCUCCAUUGAGUGAAAACACCAAAAGUGUAUAG